Mycetomoellerius zeteki is the source of this 540-nucleotide messenger RNA. It is a transcript of the gene Ssb-c31a, whose product is annotated as single stranded-binding protein c31A. Gene Ontology annotation, biological process: positive regulation of transcription initiation by RNA polymerase II. The record is from RefSeq and is a predicted model, not a curated record. Lineage: Eukaryota; Metazoa; Arthropoda; Insecta; Hymenoptera; Formicidae. Gene Ontology annotation, molecular function: DNA binding; transcription coactivator activity.
UACGCAAGAUCUGUCCAAUAUUGUUCGCGUUCAUCAUCCGUGUUUAGCGCAGUUUAGCAAAACGAAACGAAAAAGAGAACGAUUCGGUUCAAUUCAUCUCAAUUCGCUCAAGAAAUAUAAUUGGUAUGUUAUUUUCCAGGACGUUUGUGAAGAUGCCAAAGUCAAAAGAAUAUCUCUCUGACAGUGAUGAUAGCAGUGAAGAGGAAGUAAAAUCAAAGAAGAAGCAAAAGAGGGUAAGAGAAGAUGAUAAUAAAGCGGCAAAAGAAGAGAAGAAACCAGCAAAGAAGGCAAAAACAGAUGAUGACACUGUUUGGGACUUGGGCAACAAUCGUCAAGUAAAUGUGAGAAACUUCAAAGGCAAAUAUUAUGUUGAUAUCCGGGAGAUGUAUUAUGAUAAGGACGGUGAUUUAAAACCUGGGAAAAAAGGAAUAUUUUUAUCUAUGCAACAAUGGCGAAAAUUCAUGGAUGUUGUGGAAGAAGUGGAUAAUGUGGCCAAAUCAAAGAGUUAGAAUUUUAAUUCUAAUGAAUUUCAAUUAAAAA